CUUUGGCCCGGCACCUUCUCCUUGCCUCUUGGGGUCGUGGCCUUGCUCCCACCGCGUGCGAAUCCGGGCACGUCCACGCGUGUGUGGACGCGCGUGGGGGGUCGAGCCGUGCACCGGGGAGGGGUCCGCUCGCGGUUUCUGUGGGGGGCAAAAGCGGGAGCCAUGGGCGGGACCUCCAGCACCCGCCGGGUCACCUUCGAGGCGGAUGAGAAUGAGAACAUCACCGUGGUGAAGGGCAUCCGGCUUUCGGAAAAUGUGAUUGAUCGAAUGAAGGAAACUUCCCCUGGUUCGAAGCCUCCACGCUAUUCGGGUUCCUUUGGUGCCUCAGUUUCAGAGGAAGAGUUGAAAAGAAGAGUCGCUGAGGAGCUGGCAUUGGAGAAAGCCAAGAGAGAAUCUGAAAACCAGAAACGAAUGAAGCAAAGCAAAGAACUGGAUCAACUAACCAGAGCUAUUCUUCGAGAGAGAAUAUCAAGCGAGGAGGAACGUUCCAAGGCAAAAGGCCUGGCCAAGCAGCUGGAAGAGAAGGAUCGGAUGAUAAAGAAGCAGGAUGCGUUCUACAAAGAGCAGCUGGCUAGACUGGAGGAGAGGAACUCAGAGUUCUACAAAGUCACCACUGAGCAGUAUCAGAAGGCUGCUGAAGAGGUGGAAGGAAAGUUCAAGCGCUUUGAGUCUCAUCCCAUCUGCACUGAUCUUCAGGCCCAGAUUCUCCAGUGUUACCGUCAAAACUCCCAGCAGACCCUCAACUGUUCUGCUCUGGCCAGCCAGUACAUGCGCUGUGUCAAUCAUGCCAAACAGCAGGGCAUGCUUGAAAAGGGAGGAUAAAAUCAACUGUUAGAAGAAGCCAAACUCCUGCAUCAUUGAUUCCAGCAGUGAAACCUUUAUUU
This is a messenger RNA of Suncus etruscus (white-toothed pygmy shrew), 884 nucleotides long. It is a transcript of the gene CHCHD3, whose product is annotated as coiled-coil-helix-coiled-coil-helix domain containing 3. Lineage: Eukaryota; Metazoa; Chordata; Mammalia; Eulipotyphla; Soricidae. The record is from RefSeq and is a predicted model, not a curated record. Gene Ontology annotation, cellular component: mitochondrion; MICOS complex. The coding region runs from base 163 to 822 and encodes 219 amino acids. The transcript has 8 exons. Gene Ontology annotation, biological process: inner mitochondrial membrane organization.